AUGAUCGAUUUUAGAGUUAAACUUACACGAGCUGAUCAGAGCAAGCAGACGAGCAAGAGAUUCACUAUCAGUAAGCAGCCGAAAGCGACCGUCGAACGGAUAAGUAAGCGAAUAACAAAAAUAAAAUGAUUUGCGGCGAACGUAUCGUUCGAAAAAGGAAUCCGAUUGAUAAAAUAUAAACAAACUUGUGGAGUUCCAAGUGAGUGAAAUGCCGACAAAUUUUUGCUAGACUACACCAGGUUAGGUUAGGUUAGAUUCGUUAGAAAGUGAAGGUAACCUAAAACAGCGAGAAAAUGUAUUACCGAACGUGUCGUGGAAUCGCGUUAAUGCGAAACAGACAAUUUAGCACAAACGUUGGUAAAAAUUUAUUCAAAGAAUACGACAGCUCGAAAUCAACGGUACACAGUGAAAGGAAGACAAAUCUUCGCGCCACUCUCCACUACGUCACAGCAGCGGGUGUUCUUGCUGUUGGUUUGAGCUACGCCGCUGUGCCUUUGUACAGGCUGUUUUGUCGGGCGUACAGUUACGGUGGAACAACAGCGACUGGGCAUGAUGCCUCCAAAAUAGAAACUAUGAAAUCGAUCCAGAAUCGCCAGUUCAAAGUCAGAUUCAACGCAGACGUCGGCGCUAGCAUGAGGUGGAACUUCAAGCCGCAACAAAAUGAGAUUGACGUUGUGCCCGGAGAAACUGCGCUCGCAUUUUAUACUGCUACAAAUCCAUCGGACAAACCUGUCAUCGGCAUAUCCACUUACAAUGUUGUUCCGUUCGAAGCUGGCCAGUACUUCAAUAAGAUACAGUGUUUCUGCUUCGAGGAACAAAUGCUGAAUCCACAUGAACAGGUGGACAUGCCGGUUUUUUUUUACCUGGACCCGGAGAUUGUGGAGGAUCCCAAGCUGGAAUAUAUUGAUGAAAUAACGUUAUCCUACACUUUUUUUGAGGCCAGAGAUGGUCUGAAACUUCCCCUACCUGGCUAUGCUAAUAGGCACUCGUAGUAACGUUUGAUCGAAUCGAUUAUUUAUUCAAUAGGUAAUUAUGUAAUAUCCUAUUACGAAAUAUUAGCGCAAAUUACUGUAUAGACAACAUAUAUGUAUAUAUAUUUAUAUAUUCUAAUAUACAUGUAUAUACAUACGUGUAUUUGAAGAUU
Messenger RNA from Neodiprion fabricii, 1144 nucleotides. RefSeq names its product cytochrome c oxidase assembly protein COX11, mitochondrial (gene Cox11). NCBI's taxonomy places the organism in Eukaryota, Metazoa, Arthropoda, Insecta, Hymenoptera, Diprionidae. Gene Ontology annotation, cellular component: mitochondrial inner membrane. Bases 294 to 992 code for a protein of 232 amino acids. Gene Ontology annotation, molecular function: copper ion binding. The record is from RefSeq and is a predicted model, not a curated record. The transcript has 3 exons.